This is a messenger RNA of Ailuropoda melanoleuca (giant panda), 1753 nucleotides long. It is a transcript of the gene ARL1, whose product is annotated as ARF like GTPase 1. Bases 232 to 777 code for a protein of 181 amino acids. Lineage: Eukaryota; Metazoa; Chordata; Mammalia; Carnivora; Ursidae. The transcript has 6 exons. Gene Ontology annotation, molecular function: GTPase activity; GTP binding. The record is from RefSeq and is a predicted model, not a curated record.
CAGGUCGCCGUUCGUGGCGCGUAGUCGCCGCGGCCCGUCGCUCCCGCCCCCGCCGGGAGUCCGACGUGGAAGUUGCUGGGGAACCGGACUUCCAAGGGAUCCGCCUGGGAGCCGGAGCCGGAGCCAGAGGCCAAGGCGAGCAGAGGUGGCGGCGCCGAGGCUCUAAUAGGAGUCGCUGCCAAGGACGGGGCCUGUCGCUGACCACCGACAAGGGCGGACAGGCGGUUCAUCAUGGGUGGCUUUUUCUCAAGUAUUUUUUCCAGUCUGUUUGGAACGCGGGAAAUGAGGAUUUUAAUUUUGGGAUUAGAUGGAGCAGGAAAAACUACAAUUUUAUACAGAUUACAGGUUGGAGAAGUCGUUACUACUAUUCCUACUAUUGGCUUUAAUGUUGAGACGGUAACAUACAAGAACCUUAAAUUCCAAGUCUGGGAUUUAGGAGGACAGACAAGUAUCAGGCCAUACUGGAGAUGUUACUAUUCAAACACAGAUGCAGUCAUUUAUGUAGUAGACAGUUGUGACAGAGACCGAAUUGGCAUUUCCAAAUCAGAGUUAGUUGCCAUGUUGGAGGAAGAAGAGCUGAGAAAAGCCAUUUUAGUGGUGUUUGCAAAUAAGCAGGACAUGGAACAGGCCAUGACUCCCUCAGAGAUGGCAAAUUCACUUGGGUUACCUGCACUGAAGGACCGAAAAUGGCAGAUAUUCAAAACUUCAGCAACCAAAGGCACUGGCCUUGAUGAGGCAAUGGAAUGGUUAGUUGAAACAUUAAAGAGCAGACAGUAAUUCAAUCACUUCUACCCCUAUGAAAUGAAGACAACAUCACAUAUCCCUUUGGAAACAGUUAAGUGUGCUUCAUGCUACUAAAUAUUAAAACUGUGAUCGUUGGCAUAUACUGAACUGACUGCAAUAUUUGUAAUAAAUAUAAAAAAUAAGUAUUUGGUUGGAAGGUAACUCACCCAUGAUUGAACCAACUGAAUGUCUGUUCUGUGUAAUGUAAGAUCCUUCCUUGCUUUCUUGUGUUAAGUAUAUAUUCUAUUUGUUUGGAAUUCUUAUUCAAAUAGAGUCCUAUAAAAGAAUGUACUCUUAUUGAGGAAAAACCCUCUUAUUUUUGAAUUAGUGGUUGCAGCUUGUUUGUAUAAACACUAAUAAAUAUCUUAACUCAGAUUUUUUUUCCCUAAAAUGAAUUAAGUUCUUCCAAAGAUUAGACUCCAUAGGGUAGAAACAUAGUGUGGGUAAUACAGUCUUCGUUUGCUUAAUGACCACUUUAUUUAAGCUGUUUUGUUUAAAAGCUUUUGGGUAUAGGCAUGAAGCUGAAAAAUUAUUUUGGUGGCUAACCUUAUUGACGUCUGUAAAUUGUCAUUUUAUAGUACUUUAUAGUUGCCAAAAAAUUUUUACAUAUAUACAGGAGCCCUGUGAUGUAGGUAGGAGAGGUUGUAAUGUCUUUAUUUUAUGGACAUGGACCCGAGGUUCUGAUAAGUUGGCUUGCUUAGGGUCACCUGCUAGCGAGGCUGGAACAGGGCUCAAAGUGAGAUUUCAGCGUCAAGCUUAUCCCAUAAACUGUACCAUAAAUUCCUGAAAAUGUCAACACUGGCAACACAGACAACCUUAAUUGCUUAAAUAAAAUUAUGCUAAUUGAAGUAGAUACAGUACAUUAAAAAUAAUUUCUAUAAAUUUGUCUAUACUAGUAGAGGUAGUAAAAACAGUCCUAAAUGGUUAUAUUUGAUGGAAUCUACAACAUAUUAAAGGAAAUUUAAAAAAA